Echinostoma caproni is the source of this 1458-nucleotide messenger RNA. The record is from the annotation of a GenBank genome assembly. NCBI's taxonomy places the organism in Eukaryota, Metazoa, Platyhelminthes, Trematoda, Plagiorchiida, Echinostomatidae.
GCACGCGGCUCUGAUCUGCGAUUCUACAUCCCGCCGAAUGCAUCGCCCCAACCAACUCGGGUUAUUUGUCGUGUGCUACGCUCUGAGUUUUCCCCGAACAAACCAAAUAUGAACGAUGGAGACUGUUUAGCCGCAAGGAUUCUGGAAAUGGGACCAUAUCAAGCACAAUUCGCAUUGCCCAUCCUCAUAGAGGUACCUCACAUUGCGUCAUUACGCGGACGCGAGAGGGAGAUUAUUGUCUUGCGAAGUGAAACGGGAAAUACUUGGAAAGAACAUCAGAUGGAUGCGUCCGAUCAAGCCGUUCAACGCGUGGAGCCGUCGAACACGUUACGCGAGCGACGUAUUCACCGAAUCCUCACCUACGAUUUCCCACAGUACUUUGCACUGCUUUCUCGAUUCCGGCAAGAAAUUGCUCUGGUCGGUUCUGACGGUGGACUGAUCAGCUCUUCCGUAUGUCCUCAAGUUCAGGCAGUGUUCCCACCAGGAGCGCUACAAAAGAAGAUCAAGGUCGGACUGCAAGCACAACCAAUUGCACGAGAACUAGUCACACGUUUGGUUGGACCACGUGUCUCUGUCUCCCCGGUAGUCAGUAUUGAACCACGUCGACGAAAGUUCCACAAACCAAUCACAUUGACCAUCCCUUUGCCCAGACCACCACCGAAAGUGGAACCGGGAGCGACUCCGAAUGUACGACUGUUAUGCAGUUUAUCUGGCGGAACAAAUCCCGCGGUUUGGGAAGAUAUCACUGGAUCGACACCGUUGACACGGCAAAAAGAUUGUGUUUCAUUCACGACCACAGUUUCAGCCAGAUUGUGGCUAAUCGACUGUCCAAACUCAGCGGCUACCGUAGACAUAGCCACUCGUAUCUAUCGGGAGAGUAUUGUACCUGAAUCUAGCCCUAUGGAAUUGGCACAGAUUCGUUGCCUGUGUCUCACCGAUGACAACGAGGACAAGACACUGGAGUGCCUGGAACGAUUUGGGCUGGUGGCAGUCGGUACACCAGUUGAGCUGUUGGAAAAUCGUCCGUACUGGAUCGAGAUGACCGGGAACCUGGUGCCAAUCACUAAAGCCGAUACACAACCCCGUCUGGUUGUCCGACCAUUCCUGGACAAUCGGAUCACAUUCCCGGUUCGUGUACGGUCUGACGCAACGGACGGAGAAAAAGAUAUUGCCAUGGUCACUGGAAAGAUACAUUUUAUGCGUGAUCCACGUCAUCUGGUUCGUGAAGCGGAAGAUGUCAGUCCGCCUCAACGUCCGGUAACCACAUUGGAUAUUCAUUUGCCGAGACCGGGUCAAUCGAUGCUACUUGUGACCACAGGUGAGCUCAUUGUUCGCAUGGAUUUGGCUAAAACAAGAAUAAUGUUGAUCAAUCGUUUACAGGCGUUUAUAAAAAACACUCAGAUAGUUUUAAAGGAAUCCGAAAUGAAUAAGCAAAGUAAAGAAAUUACAAAAUUCUAG